AGAACUGCACUCUUCUCUCUAUAUCUGAGUAGUAACUGUCGACUGGAGAUUACAGGAAUGCUAAGCACCUGAAGACGCGUAUCGUCACUGCACAAGCGACGUAUUAUCGUCGUUGAUCGCCGUCAGCUACCUCUCGAUGCGCCAGACCACCGAGCUGCUCGUCGGUUGUGUGCUCAAGGCCAAUGUCGAAAGUUGCCCUGUAUACCCAUAUAGAUGGCAUUCGGCAACUUCGCACAAGUCGAGUAGAAAUCGAGAGGCAAACAUGACACUGAGUGCGCGACGCCAGUAUAAUCACCCACGGUGGCACAUGUUAGCCAGGCAGCGAAUGACGGAAGAGAUUGAUGUCAUAUCCGAGCCAAGUGAGUCCGCUCAGGAUUUAGUAGAGGCUCUCCUGCGGUGCUGAGCUUACGUCUUAGGGUGCUGAAGGCCUACGCAAAACGGCUGACAUUCGCGCGAUCAUUGGCCACAGAUCCUUGCGAACAUUGCC
Dichomitus squalens LYAD-421 SS1 is the source of this 487-nucleotide messenger RNA. RefSeq lists its product as uncharacterized. NCBI's taxonomy places the organism in Eukaryota, Fungi, Basidiomycota, Agaricomycetes, Polyporales, Polyporaceae. Bases 137 to 403 code for a protein of 88 amino acids. The transcript has 3 exons. The record is from RefSeq and is a predicted model, not a curated record.